AAGUCAUCAUCCACCCUACAAUGCCACCAAAGAAGCGUCAGCAGUCAUCAGAGAAGGAAGCUAACACUUCCAAGAAAACAAAGCUCGAUCCAUCAAACUUGAAACCAUCACAAUGUCUCUACAUUAAGAACCUUAAUGACAAAAUUAACCGCCAACUACUUAAACACAAUUUGUAUUUGUUAUUUUCGACAUUCGGAGACGUCAUAGAGAUCCGUAUUCGAAAGGGAUUCGCCCAUGUGUUGUUUGGAGACAUACCACUGGCCACCGUUGCUUUACGCAGUCUACAGCUGGAGGAAUUCUUUGAUAAGCCAUUAGUUAUCAAUUACUCUGUCAAUGAAUCUAAAGUAAUAACUAGACUACUGGGGCAUAUACAAGAGGGGGGCGAGGAUGAAGAUGUCCCUCGCUACGAAGAAGAAGAAGAAGAUUAACGUAAUUUUAAAGCAUCUUUGAAUGCAUUGAUGACACAGUCAGGCACACCCAAUCCAUCACCAAAUACAGUCCCGCCAAAGGAAAGAAGGUAUUGGCCAUCCUUGACGAUUUGAUCCACUUCACGAUGAGUCUCCACAUACCCAACUUCAUACUGUGGAAUAGCGUCUCUGUGAUAAUUACACGAAAUAAUUAAGUCAUUAUCCUUGACAUCUUCAACAGUGUCUCCAUCGACAACCCUAAUGUUAAAUUUAGACAAGUCAACCUUCAAUUGAGCUUCAAGAACUUGUUUAACAAUCUUUAUGUUUAUAGAUUGAGAAGGCAUCCCCCAUUGUGAAUAAUAGUGCCCUCCCAUCAUAAUUGUAAUCUUAUCAUAAUCUAAUUCCUUCUUGUCAAUUUUGUUAAACAAUCCAACGGCAUUUUUUUCCACUUCAGAAUCGAAAAUCACCCCUAAAAGAGCCUGUGGGUUUGAAUGGACAUUUCUAAAUCUUGGAACUAAGAACCCAAACCCGCUUUUGUCAGCCGGGAUCAACUUGUUGGAUCCUUUAGUGUAAAUGUUACAUAAGAAUACAGUACCAUAAUUAACAGAUUUCAAAUGAGGAACAAGUGAAUUGGUGCUGGGUAAUGCCUUGGCAACCAGAUUCACGUUUAUAGUUGACCGAAUGUGGUUGAACUUUUCUCCAUUGACUGUUCCCUUUACCGGAUCUAAUUCAGUUAUAGGUGUAUUGUAGUGGAAAGUUAUGUUAUCACGUUUAGCCAAGUAUUCAGUUAGUUGAUGAGGCAAUACUUCCAAACCAUGUUGUAAUGAAACCAUUGGACAAUUUUUUGCUUGGGUUUUCAAUCCAACAAAGUUUGCAUUGGGUGAUAUUAAGCUUUCAUAAGUUUGUAAAUUAGAUGAUAACCCUGUUUCCUUCUUCUUGGCUCUCAUUAGUUUCAAUAUAUGUCUUAUAAUUGAUCCUGAUUCUCUUUCCAUAUCUUUCAAUUGGGGGAGAACAGUACUAACACUUAGUUUUCCAACAUCCCCGGCAUAUAUACCAUGGAAAAUGGCACUCACGACAUUGUCCGUUAGCACAUCACUGCCAAACCGCCUCUUUAUAAACUGUUCCACAGUCUCAUCUUCAAGGUUUGGCUUCACAAACGGUUCUUUAAGAAUACCCCAUACCAAACUGGGAUCAACCACAUUGACCUUCGUCAAGAACUUGAACAAGGUACUUAUCGAGUUAGGAACCUGCACAACCUCACCGGCUUGGUUCAUAAUGUACUUUUUAUUAGCCGGCGAAUUGGCGUGCACGACUUGAAUCUCAUCCAGUAAUCCCAAUUCACGAAGGAUAUCAAGAAUGAUAAGCGUACCGUCCUUGAUCCCACGCAAUGUUCGUGGUCCUUUUUCAAGUACUAUGUCUUGGCCCGAGGAGUCAACGUGCAAGUAAGAUGAGUUGAUCCAUCCAGCUGGCCUGCUUGAUUUUUCAAAUACGUGGAAUUGCAAAUCAGGACGGAGCUUGCUGAGGAAAUAAGUGAAUGACAAGCCCAGGAUACCUGCUCCUAGAACUGCUACUUUUGAAUUGGCCGGUAAUAACGAAGACAUGGACUGUGUUGUUGUUGUUGUUGUUGUUGCUGCUGCUGUGGUUGGAAAUGCUCGAGCUGUUGUUGGUU
Spathaspora passalidarum NRRL Y-27907 is the source of this 2076-nucleotide messenger RNA. Its product is annotated as U2 snRNP complex subunit. NCBI's taxonomy places the organism in Eukaryota, Fungi, Ascomycota, Pichiomycetes, Serinales, Debaryomycetaceae. The record is from RefSeq and is a predicted model, not a curated record. The transcript has a single exon. Bases 21 to 428 code for a protein of 135 amino acids. Gene Ontology annotation, molecular function: RNA binding.